Molecule: messenger RNA, 1197 nt
Organism: Ochotona curzoniae (black-lipped pika)
Lineage: Eukaryota; Metazoa; Chordata; Mammalia; Lagomorpha; Ochotonidae
Product: serpin B13-like
Exons: 8
Coding region: 1-1197 (398 amino acids)
Molecular function (GO): serine-type endopeptidase inhibitor activity
Source: RefSeq, a predicted model, not a curated record
AUGGAGUCACUCGGCGCAGCAAAUAUUCAAUUUGGGUUUGAUCUUUUCAAAGUGCUGAAGAAAACAGAGAAUGGCAAUGUCUUCUUCUCUCCUGUGGGCAUCUCCACUGCCAUUGGCAUGAUCCUUCUAGGGACCAGAGGAGCCACUGCCUCUCAGUUACAGAAGGUGUUUCACUUUGCAAAAGACACAGAAGACUCAAGAAUAAAGACUAGAGAAAAAGAGGACAUUCGGCUCAAGCACGGAAAAAGGAUUGGGGAGACGGAGGAGAUACAUCAGUACUUCCAAAAGUUACUGACUGAUAUAGAUAAGCUCGGGAAUGAAGGAGAGCUGAAUAUAACCAACAGACUGUUUGGAGAAAAAACAUACCUUUUCCUCCAGAAAUACUUAGAUUAUGUUGAAAAAUAUUACCAUGCAUCUUUGGAGCCUGUUGAUUUUCUAAAUGCACCUGAUGAAACUCGAAAGAAGAUUAAUUCCUGGGUUGAAAGCCAAACAAAUGAAAGGAUCAAAGACUUGUUUCCAGAUGGCUCUCUGAGCAGCGCCACCAAACUGGUGCUGAUCAACACGGUUUAUUUUAAAGGGCAAUGGGACAGAGCGUUUAAGAAAGAAGAUACCAAGGAGGAAGAAUUUUGGCUGAAUAAGAGUACAAGCAAAACUGUGUUGAUGAUGACACAGCGCCAUCCCUUCAGCUUCAUGCUCCCCGAGGACUUGCCGGCUAAAAUCCUGGGGAUCCCGUACAAAAACAACGGCCUCCAGAUGUUUGUGCUUCUGCCUGAUGACAUAGAUGGUCUGGAGAAGAUUAUAGACAGAAUAACUCCUGAGAAGUUAGUAGAGUGGACUAGCCCAGGGCAUAUGGAAGAAAAGAACGUGAAUUUACGCCUGCCCCGGCUGGAAGUGGAGGGCAGUUACGACCUUGGGCCUGUCCUGUCCACCGUGGGGCUGGAAGAUGCCUUCGUGGAGAGCAACGCCGACUGCUCCGUGUCCUCGCUGUCCGGGCUGCAUGCGGACAAGUUGCUGCACAGGUCCUUCGUGGCGAUCACGGAGGAAGGCACGGAGGCUGCUGCCGCGACCGGCAUCCGCUUCAACGUCAGCUCGGCUUCUGCCUAUGAAGACUUUCACUGUAAUCACCCUUUCCUGUUCUUCAUCAGGCACAGCGACUCCAACAGCAUCCUCUUCUUUGGCAAAUUUUCAUCUCCAUGA